This is a messenger RNA of Corticium candelabrum, 1995 nucleotides long. RefSeq lists its product as uncharacterized. The record is from RefSeq and is a predicted model, not a curated record. Lineage: Eukaryota; Metazoa; Porifera; Homoscleromorpha; Homosclerophorida; Plakinidae. Gene Ontology annotation, cellular component: nucleus. Gene Ontology annotation, molecular function: NAD+ poly-ADP-ribosyltransferase activity; NAD+-protein mono-ADP-ribosyltransferase activity. The coding region runs from base 464 to 1906 and encodes 480 amino acids. The transcript is spliced from 6 exons.
UGAGUUCUUCUAAAUGACCUCUGGCAAGUACGACAGAUGUAAGGCCACCCUUGAUGCAGAGAUGACAAGUUAGCAUUGUAUUUAAAUUCCGGUACUCGAUCAGUGCGCGUGCGCUAGCAUAACAACAUACUCAAGUGCAUCCACUGUGGAGUUCAUGGCCCAUUCUAACCCACAACUAUCUACGAAUUUUAACUCUGAGUGCAGUUAUUAGUUUUCCAUUAUCGCUAGCUAGGGUGAGACCCCAUCCUCUGGAAAAGCGCAUGGGAGGAUCACAAUCAAAAUCGAUAUCGUCUGCAGAAAGAGGUAAGCAAGGCGUGACGCAAGUAAAUCGAAAGCGGAACUUUUACAACAAGGAUUUGGAGGAGAGGCGGUGAAACAGUUGGGCUUUAGCCCGUUUAAUAUCCUGAUUUUAGGUGAUGCAGGCAGUGGAAAGUCUUCGCUCAUCAACACGUUUAUUUCUGCCAUGCGAAGCAGCACUGACAUGGAAGGGUACUGCGGACCCGCUUUGAUCCUACAAGGUAAAAGCGGUAGUUCAAGCAACCCUUGCAAGCCCUACAUCCUCAACAUCAAUUCAGACGUAGUGCUCUAUGACACUUGUGACGUCUAUACAGGUCAGGAAACGAUAGACAAAACGCUCUCUAGAACAAUUGAAGGCAAAAUGGACGACUGCUCCAAAUCACCGCAUGCCGCCAACAGAAAAACCAAAAUUCAUCUAGUCGUGUUUUGUGUUAAUGCGACUGACCCAUGGGCACAGAUAGAAGGAGUUACUCCGUCAGACUUGGUUCCUCUCCAGGUAAUGGCAACAUUGAUGAAGAAGAUAGAGAACCAAAAAGGUAUUUGUUCGGCUGUCGUUAUGACCCACUGUGAUACCCUGAGCUCUCGAGUCCUAGAAAGCCAUUCUCCAGAAAAUCUCUGGAGUCUACCAGAAGUCAAACAAAGAAUCACUAACAUUUCUACAUCAACAGGACUCUCACAAGACAUAAUACUUCCCAUGAUGGCACCAACUGACAGUCUCAAUGUGCAACCUAUAGUGGAAUACAACGCCGUAUUUGUCUUAAACGCACUCUCUAAAAUUACGGAAGAAUAUUGUAUUGGAAACAAGCAACUUUUUCAAGGAAAGGGUCUUCAAUUGCAGUUGGCACAAACAGCACAAAGACAGUGUCCUGCCGAUUGGUCUCGGUACCAAGGCAGUCUUCUUGAUCACGGGAACGCUUACGAGCUGACGGACGUCUCGCAAGCGGUCAAAACGUCAGUAUCUAAUAUAAUGCACGCAACGUGGGAAAGCAGACACGUUGGAGUUGGACGCGAUUCGAAAGGGCUAACUCACUCCUCCUUCCAAAUUACUGAAGUCAAAAGAUUGGAGAAUCCAGCUUUGUUUCACCAAUAUGACGCUAAACUGGAUCUAUUGAAGAAAGAAACCUUCUCUCCUCCAAAUCCGCCAGUAUUGACUGCAAAUGAUAAGGCAUUUUGUCAGCAUCUCAAUUCUGAGGUUAAUGAGUUCUACUUGUGGCAUGGUACCAAAGAAGAAAGAAUACAAGCGAUCUGCCAAAAUGGGUUUGAUUUCCGGUUAGCGAAAUACGGUAUGUUUGGAUCUGGCGUUUACUUUGCGGAGAAAUCCUCAAAAUCGGACGAAUACACAGACUUUCGAAACAAGAGAAAAGAAGGGAAAAAGUACAUGUUUUUGGCUCGUGUGAUGCUUGGUAGUCACUACCUAGCUGCUAAAACAGCAUCAGACAUGAGGAGACCACCCUGCCUUGUCAGCAGCUGUUCAGAUCAGUUCUGUUCUCACCAGCGUCACGAUUCGGUGAUUGGAGAUAUGCCAGGGAGAUUGAAAGCUCGAGAGUUUAUAGUUUAUGAUCAUACUUUGUGUUACCCGGAAUAUCUAGUCACGUACGUUAGACAAUGAACAAAUGACUUGUUUGACAGCUACCUGCUCGACGUCUAACAAUUGCAGAAUAAUUUAAUCGGACGAAUAUAUACACAGGCAAGUGAUAA